AUGAACAGCGUCGGCGAGGCCUGCACGGAGCUGAAGCGGGAGUACGACCAGUGCUUCAACCGCUGGUUCGCCGAGAAGUUCCUGAAGGGGGAGGCCGGCGGCGGCGACCCUUGUGUCCAGCUCUUCAAGCGCUACCAGCUCUGCGUCCAGAAAGCAAUCAAAGAGAAAGACAUACCUAUCGAAGGGCUGGAGUUCAUGGGCCCCAGCAAAGGAAAAUCAGAAGACUCUUCCUGACCAUCAUGGAACCAGAAAGACUCUCUUAGGAAACGCUUCUUUAAAAAACAACAACUUCUGAAAAAAGGACUCUGAAUAGCUACAUGUGUGGCUGAGACACACCGAAGGACUUUCCUCUAAUGCAGCGGUUCUUAACGUGGGGUCUGCCUGAUGGUGAUGGACUACAACUCCCAGCACCCCCAGCCACAAUAAAUUGUGGCUGGGGAUGCUGGAAGUCGGAGUUCAUCAACAUGAGGCUCUAGAGCAACUUCUGUCUCAACAGCCUGGAAGCUGCCGUUCCAUUUUAAAGGCAUGUGCGCACACACAGAAGGGGUAAUCUGCAAUGUCAGAUUACAACUAAUUCUGUAAUCUUGUAUUUCUAAUGAUGGAAUUGGGGAGAAGCUGAUGGCUGGCUGAUAACCAACUGGUUGUUUGUCUUUAUGUAUGUUUAACAACUGUAAAAGUUAACAUAUGGGGUGGGAUAGAAGUAUUGAUUGAGAUUAAUGGGCUUUUGCAGCUGUCUUCCUCCCUGCCCCCGCCAAACCCUCAGUGCCACUGGGUGGCAAAAAGUGUCUUUUUAAAGGCUGUAGAGAUGGAUAGGGGAGGCAGCACCCAAGGAGGAUUAGUUUGGCAAAAUGGUGUCAUGGAUCUGAGGAAGAUAGUAUAUGUAUGUGCAAGUGUAAAAACUCUCCAACCAGCUAUUAGAAAGGUUUCAGGCACACAGGGCUUCCUUCCUGCAAAGGGAAGCAAGAUCUAGACUUCCUACUUGCCUCUACUUGUGCCUGGCCUAUGAAAGGUGCAGGAGAGAAUCACAUGGUUUUACUUCCUCUCUCCUUAAGAGGAAGCUGCUGUGAUGCCUUUCUACCUCAGUCUGCAAAGAUCGAGAGCUGAAAAAAAGCAGGCAAUAGUAUAAGCAAGUCCUUAAAAUCUUGCUUUGCUAAUGUGAAUUCUGAGGCACCUUGUAGAAUUAAAGCAAAGUCCAGCACUGGGGAUGCUUUCUUGCCUUUUAAGUUUUCAUGAUUUGUGGUAUCUUGGGAUACCUGCCCUAAACUAUUGUAAGCUUGUCUUUCGCAGCAGAAAUUGGCCUUCUAGUAUGAAGCCUGUGAUUGUUUCCUUUGAGGCAAUUGUUCAUGAGCUUUAGAUUCUGAAAAACAGCAGCACGAGUGAUGGCUUCCCCAUAAACAGCUGGGAUUUGGGGGAAACCAUCUGUGUAUGUGUCUUCUUGGAGCUCUCUGGAAGGCACCGACAUCCAGAAUUUUAGGUGUUCUUUGUGCUUUGGAAAAUGUUGAUAUUAGAUUGCAGGCUUACUGCUUUCUUUAUGAACAAAAUGAAACUGCUGAAAAAAUGGUCAAAGGCUCCUGCUCAGCCUCAUGGGUAAAGUUACAGUAAUUUUCUGUAGGUGUGAAAUGUUGUUCAUAUUCAUUUUGCUUCUGCGGGUGCUAGCCCAUUAUGGGGAGAGAGCAAAGAUAGUUCACCAUAAUCUCAAUGCAGCUAUAGAAGUAUUCUCGCAAAAGAAAGUGCCUUAUGGCUGUGUUCUGUUAUGAGCAAUAAUGGGAAACUAGAAUAAAAUGUAGAGCUACAGUA
This is a messenger RNA of Hemicordylus capensis (graceful crag lizard), 1797 nucleotides long. RefSeq names its product TP53 regulated inhibitor of apoptosis 1 (gene TRIAP1). The record is from RefSeq and is a predicted model, not a curated record. The coding region runs from base 1 to 234 and encodes 77 amino acids. Lineage: Eukaryota; Metazoa; Chordata; Lepidosauria; Squamata; Cordylidae. The transcript has 2 exons.